Molecule: messenger RNA, 469 nt
Organism: Acyrthosiphon pisum (pea aphid)
Lineage: Eukaryota; Metazoa; Arthropoda; Insecta; Hemiptera; Aphididae
Exons: 2
Coding region: 119-430 (103 amino acids)
Source: RefSeq, a predicted model, not a curated record
AUUAUAUUAUUUUGUAUCAUAGGAAGCAAUAAUACUUGCAAUUGACAUUGGAAAAAAUUCUAAACAGCGAGAUUCAAAUGGAAUAACGUAUUUUGAAAAAUCUAUUUAUUGUGCCUCUAUGAUUUUAAAGAGAAAAAUAUUAAAUAAAAGUGAAGAUUAUUUUACAUUAAUAUUGUUUGGGUCAUCUCAUACAAUUAAUCAUCUCUCAUCAGAAGGAAGUUGUUAUGACAGUAUAGAAACUGUUGCUGGUUUUGGUAAAGCAACUUGGGAUUUAUUUAAUCGUGUUAAUAGUUUAUCUCCAACAAAUAUAACACAUUCGGAUUGGAUCAGUACUUUUGUUCUUGCUGCAGAUUUCCUUAGAAAUGAAACUGAGUAUGUAUAUUACACUAUUAUAAAACAAUGUACAACUAUAAAUUAUAUUUUGAUUUGAUUUAAAAUGUUUAUUACUGAAAUGUAAACGGUUAAUAUU